AUGGAGUUUCCUCCGCCUCGUCGUCGUGAGACUUUACCGGCCCGCCUCGGCGCCACGCAGCAACAACAAGGGCCGCCUGCUACUGUCCCUGGAACGACGUAUGCCACACCCCCUGGACUAGGCUAUGGCGGUAAUCCGCAGCCGGUCUACUAUGCCCCAGUCUAUCCUGCAGGUCCCUCUUCCGGCCCAUAUUAUGCUCAGCCCGCCUUCCACCCCCAGCAACAGGUGCACUACGUUCAAGCCGUGGACCGUAGAGAGGAGAGUGAAGAAACCAGUCGCCCGCGUAUCAGCGAGACCCCUCGCCACAGGUCACCGUCGCCACCGAGGGAGGUUGAGCGCAGAGAAAUUCGGAUAUCUCGCCCCAAACGGACCAGAUUUGCGGAUGAUGAAUAUUAUGGCUACGACAGCGAUUCGUCUAGCCCCAGAGACAGAGCCGAAAUUCCAAUAUACCACAACUCCAGCCGCGGGUCUGGGUACACUGAAAACGAUAGCUCCACAGUGUACUCUUUCUUUCCUACGCGUGCAUCACGAGCGCCAUCUUCUUCUCGCACUGCCAAGACUGAUGACGAGGAGGUAGAAAAGUCAGAAAAUGGCUCAGUAUCGCAAGAGAGCGGAGCCUCACGUGUCCGAGCUACUUACGUCUUUGAGUCUCGGUAUACUGGUGAAAGUCGAUUGGGUGACCCGCAUACAGUGAAGUUGUCAGUGCAGAAAACCACUGCCGUCAAGCAGAAGCAUCUCUUCAGGUGGAUACACACGACACGAUCUUCUAUGAACUUUGAUGAGUUUGCAAACAUCGCGUCUCAGGUGCCCGCUUUGGAUGCUUCAGAGAGGAAAGCAAUUGCCCAGCUUCUCCCUCGCGUCAAACGAAAAUUCGUCAAGACCAUACAGACAUCGACGGGCAAAGACGUCCAAUACAUGGAACCGGCAGUCAUGCCGUACCGGAUACCAGACGGUGGCAAGAAUCGCAGUAUUGCGUCACGGACAGCAGCAUGGGUCUGCCUCCCUUACUUUAGCCUCGAGAACUACUCCGGCUUGCUAUCGGCCGAGAACUCGGCCGAGUUUCCCGUGCAGACACUCCUUCAGGCUCAAUUCUCGAAGACCGCCCGGGAGCGGGACAUGCAACAGGCAGUCUGCCAGAUCGGCAGGAGAGGGAAUGGACGUUGCUUCCACAUCGCGCAGCUGUGGUGUCUCAUAGUCGACAAAUCUCUACUCCUGACCUACGGACGCAUGACCGAAGAUGCUCUCUGUGCUGAAUCCAGAGAGGCAAUGACUAAGAUCACAAUAGAAAAUACUAUGGCUCAACCCGCGGGUGUCGACGAAUCAGUCCUCAACGAACAUCUCCUCGAGAUUGAAGACUUUCUCCUGAAUCAGACAAAUUUCACAGAUCGCAAAGCCUACCGAAGUUGCAAUCCGUCGUCUCGUAACAACGUUCAUGGAAUAUUGGAGAAGCGUGGCUCGAUUCUAAGCCAAUCCCCGGACUCAUCCAGCAGAGACCAGGUAGACUACGAGGAAGUGGUGGACAUUUUCAAUACCGCCGACAUCAUUUUCCGAUUUUUCUUCCCGGCUGAUUCUAAGGUGGCAACUGUGGGCAAGUUCUGGGGCGCUGUGAAAUUGCUCGUUGAGUUGGACAUAGUUGUCCCUGACGAUCUCAAAAAUGCCUGGCUGCAUCUUACAAUGGGCCUUAUAUUCGUGCCACACGAUGAUGUCAUGAGCGAGACCCUUCUCGUCCAUGCUCAGCUUCUCAUUGAGGAAGGCAUCGAGAAUAUCGUCAAAUCCUUAUCCGGGAAAUCCCUCAUGGAGAAUGCAGUGAUCUCGCCCAUAGAACUCUGCACGUUGAUGGGUUUGAAGAUGCUCCAAGAUUCAACAGCAGGUCUUCCAGACAUCGGUCACACUUACUCCGCAUACCUCGAAUCUGUGGCGGCCGACAUUUCGAACAAGCCUUCAGAUCGAUUACAUGAACGUAGAAUAGGACUCCUGAAGCAGGAACUAUCGGUCAUAAUGAAGACUCUCAACGCUCAACAUCGAAUUGUUGAGAACCUAGAAAAUGAAUUCAAACCACAGGUCAUUAAGAGCGAAUACAUGGCGUCAACCGAGCACCCGAACAUCGGGUAUGAAUACUCCAAAAGCUUGGUGGAGCGCGAGCCCGAUUUCUCAAGGGUCAGGUCGUCCUCAAGGAUUCAUGAAGGGCCAGCAAGGUCGCAUGUGCACGAUGUCGAGUACCCGAGAUCCUACGUAUACGACAGGCCGAGAUACCGGGACGAGCGUGACCGGGAGAUCCGAACGCACGCUGGUUAUUAUGAAGAGGACCCUUAUGUAUACCACACCGCAACCCAGUCAAACCCGGACUUCAAGCUCGCGCCCACGGAUGUGGGCGGCUUCCGCAAGCUGUUUGCCGAGGAGUGCUUCCGCCACGUCGAGCGUCGGAAGCGCGAGUUUGGCGAGUUCCGGCACCAAGCCACCUUGCUCGAGGAAGAGAACCAAAACAAGGUCGAGACAACCAAGGACCGCCAAGAGCGCGCCAUCUACGCCUUCACCAUCGUCACGGUGAUAUUCCUCCCGCUCAGCUCCGUGGCGAGCAUCUUCGGCAUCAACACCAAGGACGUGCGGGACACGGAGCUGGGCCAGUGGGCGUACUGGGCCACGGCCGUACCCGUCACGGCGGCCGUCGUCUUCUUCGGGCUGCUGUGGACGGGCGAGCUGGGCAACAUCCUGCGCUGGGUUUCGUUUGGGCCGCACGUGAGGAGGAGAGCAUACCAACGGAUCCCGGAUGACUAUUGGGACGGGGAUCCCCUUAUGGAUCGCUAUUCCAGGGGCCCUGCCGUCUUAAGGCUGCGGGAAAGGGAACGGCCGUAUGUGUAUCGUAGCCGCUCUCCCUCCCCGCCUCCUCUGCGGGAACCCCCGGUACAUUUCAUUCGCCGUCGGGAGGCUAUUUACUAG
This is a messenger RNA of Diaporthe citri, 2937 nucleotides long. RefSeq lists its product as uncharacterized. Gene Ontology annotation, cellular component: membrane. The record is from RefSeq and is a predicted model, not a curated record. Bases 1 to 2937 code for a protein of 978 amino acids. The transcript has 9 exons. NCBI's taxonomy places the organism in Eukaryota, Fungi, Ascomycota, Sordariomycetes, Diaporthales, Diaporthaceae. Gene Ontology annotation, biological process: metal ion transport; transmembrane transport. Gene Ontology annotation, molecular function: magnesium ion transmembrane transporter activity; magnesium ion binding; cobalt ion binding.